UGUGAAUGCAAUGGUGAAAGGAAGGAAGGAAGGAAGAAGGGAAAGUCCUGUGUGGAAUCCCACAAUCUCUCUCUUUCUCUUUCUCUUUCUCUUUCUCAUUCUCCUUUUCUCCCUCCUAUCCCACUCCUUCCUCUUCAUCUAGCUACCAUAUGCUUAUUGACAUUUCGAAUUUGCCCUGCUUGUGUCCUUUUACUUUCUAUAUUUUCUAUCUCUGCAAUCAAACUGCAAAUACUUACCUUUUCAUGUCCCAUUGUGGCAUCCAAUAUACCUGCUGCCUGCCUCGAUCAUGGAUGAUAAUACCCUACAAGAGCUCUGCCGAGAUGAAUUACUGAGCCCUGAUGACUUCGACGACGAAGAAAUGGAACUUCGAAAUGAACUGGACGAAGGACUGAGGGCUGCAGUCUCUACAUAUAGCGACGCACCUUAUGGAAGCAUAGAUUGCGUGAUUUUUCGCCUGCGGGAGCUACACCUCAAAAUUACGCUGAGCCAGUUGGAUUGGCGCGUAUGUACGAAGAAAUACAGCGAUAUCGAUAGGGAUGAUCCCACAUGGACCAAGCUGGAAAACCACUACACCGCCGAGCAGAAUCUAUUCAUCUCAGAGCGGAUGCGACUUGGUAGAGAACUGUGGCACCUCUUUCAAAAGGCUGAGCAUAAAGCUGCUUCCGAAGCAGCGUACAGGACAAAGACGCAGAAAAAUAAAGCGAAGGAUCUAUUCGUGUUAUUGAUGAGAGAAAUAACUGUGGAGGAGAAAAGGAUGUUUUUGGAGGCUAUGGAAAACGUGUACAGUCUUGAGGGCACACCCAGUGAAAUCUGGAGCCCUGUCACGGGCAGGACUCGAAAGGCGGACUUGAGCGCAGUACAUAUCUUUCCCCCACAGGUCGGACAAGACAACCUGGGGAUGGUCUUCGGGGACGGAUUCGAUGUCAGUAUCCACGGAGCGGAAAAUGGGCUUUUCUUACCACCCGCCGUCAAACAUGCGUUUCAGGACUACCAGGUUACAAUAAUCCCAGACCCAGUCGCAGCUCGUCCUCACAACUACAAGUUUGUAGUCCUCGACCCGAAAAUUUUACGCCUGAAGGUGAAUGGGGAAAUGACAUUCAAUGAUUUGAAUGGGCGGACACUCGUUUUCAAACCGGGGUGCGACCUCAGACCGAGCCCACAAUUUAUCCGCUUCCAUUGUGCGGUGGCUGUACGGAUGGCGAUGCAGAAAUGCGGGCUGUCCAACGAAAUGCCAAAUGGGGUGUUUUCAGAACUUGAAGGGGCAUGGAAGGAUCCAACUACGUUGAUAGAGGAGGAUUUGCUUGUUGGGUUCAUCGAGGCGUUCGAAACGUAUCGAGAGGUUCGUGAGAAGAACUUGGCAGCAAGACAGGUUGUUGCAAAUAACAUUGUCGUGCCAAAAAAGCGAAGUAUUGGCGAAUAGAGAGAGCCUUGGAUUAUGGACAACUUGAGGGUCCCGAGGGGGGGGGAAGCGGGUUGGUUCUUAUCACUUGGAAGUUUAAUUGUUUCUUAGUCCGUUGUAUUAUUUUGUCUUUCUCUUUCCCUGCCAUUCCCUUUGGUUAGAAAUACCUCGAUAAGUGGAAUGCAUUCAAUAUUCCUUUGUUAAAAUCGCGUUGGACCUCAAGUUAAACAUAGACAAGGUUGAUGAUAACCGACGGAAGAUUACACCAUAACACAGUUUAUUACGCACUAAGAAUUCAUGAAGACAGAACAGACAUUUAAAUAUUAGCCAAAAUGCCCUGCUAAAUAAUAGUAAUAAGAAAUUUUGAAUACGAAUGAAAUAACUAUAGAUAUGGA
Molecule: messenger RNA, 1794 nt
Organism: Blastomyces dermatitidis ER-3
Lineage: Eukaryota; Fungi; Ascomycota; Eurotiomycetes; Onygenales; Ajellomycetaceae
Exons: 1
Coding region: 287-1420 (377 amino acids)
Source: RefSeq, a predicted model, not a curated record